Molecule: messenger RNA, 4173 nt
Organism: Sardina pilchardus (European sardine)
Lineage: Eukaryota; Metazoa; Chordata; Actinopteri; Clupeiformes; Clupeidae
Gene: jag2b
Product: jagged canonical Notch ligand 2b
Exons: 27
Coding region: 145-4173 (1342 amino acids)
Biological process (GO): multicellular organism development; Notch signaling pathway; cell communication
Cellular component (GO): membrane
Molecular function (GO): Notch binding; calcium ion binding
Source: RefSeq, a predicted model, not a curated record
GGGAGUGUGUGUUGUAGCUGGACCAUCAUCGUGCUAAUACCACGCUUGUGAAUUUUGCAUGUCAGGAGCGGAGGAUCCUGUCGCCGGUCAACGGCUGUUUUCCAUUUUUGGCAUAAUAUUCCGUAUUCCUAAUUAAUCAAAGGCAUGUGGAAUUGUACAAGGAUUAGCAGCAAUUGGCUUUUAACAGCGUGCCUGCUGUUGACGAUAUGGACGAGGGUGUCCCAGUCCUCGGGCUAUUUCGAGCUGCAGCUGAUUACCGUACAGAAUGUAAACGGUGAGUUGUUGGACGGGGAAUGCUGCGAUGGCUCUAGGAACUCUCAGGAUCGUUGUAGCCGGGACGAGUGCGAUACUUACUUUACAGUCUGCCUAAAGGAGUACCAAACAGAAGUCGCAACCAAUGGCCAGUGCACGUUCGGCAAAGGAUCUACUGAAGUUCUCGGUGGAAAUAUUAUUUCUUUCAAGAAUGCUAAAAAUAAUCGAGUUAUUAACGAGUCUGGGAAGAUCACAAUACCCUUUCAGUUCGCCUGGCCGAGAUCCUACACCCUCAUUCUGGAAGCCUGGGACUGGGACAACACGACCCAAAACGCAAACGGGCCCCAGGCGGACUCGCUGGUGGAGCGGAGCAUCCACACGGGCAUGCUGAACCCGGGCGAGGCGUGGCAGACGGUGCUGCACCCGGGCCCCACGGCGCAGCUGGAGUACCGCAUCCGCGUGCGCUGCGGCGACAACUACUACGGCAGCAAGUGCAACAAGCAGUGCCGCCCGCUCGACGACUACUUCGGACACUUCCGCUGCGAUCCCUCGGGCAACCGCGUCUGUCUGGACGGAUGGAUGGGACCCGACUGCAGGACAGCUAUCUGCAAACAAGGCUGUAACCUGCUACAAGGAGGAUGCAUGGGGCAGCCAGGAGUGUGUUGGUGUAAGUACGGCUGGCAGGGGGAGUUCUGUGACGAGUGUCUGCCCUACCCUGGCUGCCAGCAUGGCACCUGUAGUCGACCCUGGCAGUGCGACUGUGAGAAGAACUGGGGAGGUCUGCUGUGUAACAAAAAUCUCAACUACUGUGGCACCCACCAUCCGUGUGUGAACGGCGGCACCUGCAUGAACACGGAGCCGGACGAGUACAGCUGUGCCUGCCCAGAGGGCUACUCCGGCAAGAACUGCGAGAUCGCGGAGCAUGCGUGUGUGUCCAACCCAUGUGCCAACGGCGGCACCUGUCACGAGGUGCCCUCGGGCUUUGAGUGUCACUGCCCAGCAGGAUGGGAGGGGCCCACCUGCGCCAAAGACAUGGACGAGUGUGCAUCCAGUCCCUGUGCCGCGGGUGGCACCUGCAUUGACCUGGAAGAUGGAUUUGAGUGCCUGUGCCCACCGCAGUGGAUGGGCAAGACCUGCCAGCUUGAUGCGAAUGAGUGUUUGGGGAAGCCUUGCGUAAACGCUAAAUCUUGCAAAAACUUAAUAGGCGGAUAUCACUGCGACUGCCAUAAAGGAUGGGCCGGACAGAACUGUGACAUCAAUCUGAAUGGGUGCAGUGGGCAGUGUCAGAACGGAGGAGUCUGUAAGGAGGUGGCACGGGGCGGUUACGUGUGCCAGUGCCCGGUUGGCUUUGUGGGCACCCACUGUGAGAUCCAGCGGAACAAGUGUGCCAGCGGGCCGUGUCAGAACGGCGGGCGCUGCCACGUGCUGCUGGACAGCUUCGUCUGCGAGUGCCCGCUCGAGUUCAGCGGCACCGUGUGUGAGCUGCCCAACCAGUUGCCGUCCAACCCCUGCGAGUCCAACCCGUGCCGGAACGAGGCGUCGUGCCACAGCCUGCUGGGAGACUUCUACUGCGCCUGCCCGGAGGACUACGAGGGCAAGACGUGCGCUGACCGCAAGGACCACUGCAGGACCACGCCAUGCCAAGUGAUUGACAGCUGCACGAUCGCCGUGGCGGCGAACAGCUCGGACGAGGGCAUCCGGUACAUCUCCUCGAACGUGUGCGGCCCCCACGGGCAGUGUCACAGUCAGCCGGGAGGAAACUUCACCUGCACCUGUGACAAGGGCUUCACUGGGACCUACUGCCACGAGAAUAUCAACGACUGUGUGGCCAGUCCCUGUUGGAAUGGAGGCACCUGUAUCGACGGGGUCAAUGCCUUCCAGUGCAUCUGCCCAGACGGAUGGGAGGGCACUCUCUGUGACAGGAACGUGAACGAGUGCGGCAGAAAGCCGUGUAAGAACGGGGGCCGCUGUGUGGACCUGCUCAACGACUUCUACUGCGACUGCAAAGACAACUGGAAGGGCAAGACCUGCCACUCACGCGAAAGUCAGUGUGACGCCAACACUUGCAGUAACGGGGGAACCUGCUACGACAACGGGGAUGCGUUUCGCUGUGCUUGCCCCCCUGGAUGGGGUGGCAGCACGUGCAACACGGCUAAGAACAGCACGUGUGCCUCCAGUCCCUGUGCCAACGGAGCCACCUGUGUGGGCGGCGUCGACUCCUUCACCUGCAUCUGCAAGGACGGCUGGGAAGGACCCACCUGUGCCCAGAAUAUCAACGACUGCAACCCCCACCCCUGUUAUAACGGCGGCAUCUGUGUGGACGGAGUCAACUGGUUCCGCUGUGAGUGUGCCCCUGGAUUCGCCGGACCGGACUGCCGCAUCAACAUCGACGAGUGCCAGUCAUCGCCCUGUGCCUACGGCUCCACCUGCGAGGACGAGAUCAACGGCUUCCGCUGCAUCUGUCCCCUGGGUCGAACUGGUGCCCGCUGUCAGGAGUUCAUUGGAAUCGGGAUACCGUGCCACUACGGCGGCCUGCAGUUUCCUCACGGGAGUCGCUGGGAGGAGGAGUGCAACAGCUGCCAGUGCAUCAACGGCAAGGUGGACUGCACCAAGGUGGUGUGUGGGCGACGGCCGUGUCUGUUGCCCGGGGUGAGGCCGGACCAGCAGCAGCAGCAGCAGCAGCAGCAUCAUCUCCAGGACAACCAGAUCGAGCAGCAGCAGCAUCAGCACCAGCAGCAGCAGCAGCAGCGGUCGGCGUGCCCGCGGGGGCGAGGAUGCCUGGAGCACAGCUUCCUGACCUGCUUCUCGCCGCCGUGCCACCAGUGGGGCGUGUGCUCGUCGCCGUCCCCUCAGGUGGACGUCCACACCAAGUGCGUGCCCAACACGGGCUACCUGGACAACAGCUGCGCCCGCAUCACGCUCAUCUUCAACCGCGAGAAGGUGCCUCCGGGUACAACAGUAGAGAACAUCUGUUCGGAGCUGAGGUACCUUCCAGCCACGCGGAACCUGGCUAAAGAUCAUGCCUUACUGGUGCUGUGUGACCUGUCGUAUACUAACCAGGAUGCCGUCGAGGUGGCAAUAUCGUUCCAGCAGGAAGAGCAGCCGGACCACAGUCGUGUCCAGGAGGCGGCCAGCGGCAUCGUGGGCGCGCUGUCCAAGCGGCACAACAGCACGGUCAUGCUCGCCAUCAUCGAGGUGAAGGUGGAGACCCAGGUCAUGCCCCAGUCAGUCGACUACCUGGUGCCCCUGCUGUGUGUGCUGUUCUGUGGCCUGUGGGUGGUGUGCAUGGUGGUGUGCGUGUGGUGGAUGCGCAAGCGGCGAAAAGAGCGCGAGAGGCGCCGGCGCCACUCCCCCGACGACAACAUCAACAACCAGUGGGAGCCCCUGCGGCCGGUCAGCGCCGGCCAGGGCUUGGGCCUGAGCCUGGGCCUGAGUGUGGGCGUGGGCGCGGGGCCCAAGGAUAGCAACCUGGACGCGCAGUACGAGCGCGCCAAGCUCAUGGGCACGCCCGAGCGGAUGUGCGACGGGCGAGAGGACGAGGAGGAGACCGAGGACGACCUGGAGCUCGGAGGAGGAGGAGGAGGGGUUGGUGAUGGAGACGGAGGGAUGAUGGAGGUGGAGCUGGAGCCUGCGGAGGACGGCUAUGGCAAGGAGGACGCCUGCGGCAAGCUGCGCAUGUACUCUAAGGGGCCAGCGCAGGGCCAGCAGGGGUCGGCCAAAGGAGAGGUGAUCUGCACCACCCGAAGCAGCGGCGUUGGCAGCGUUGGCGUCGGCGUCGGCGGCAGUAGCUGCAACGCCGCCUCGCUCAAGACGCCCCACCGGACCACCACGGCGUCAGUGGCGGGGGCUCUCCGCAGCCCCAAAGACAACCGCUGUAAAAACAUCAACAUGGGCCCCGACCUCAAACAUCAUUGUGUAUGA